This is a messenger RNA of Plasmopara halstedii, 1146 nucleotides long. RefSeq names its product rab2 family gtpase. The transcript has 5 exons. NCBI's taxonomy places the organism in Eukaryota, Oomycota, Peronosporomycetes, Peronosporales, Peronosporaceae. The record is from RefSeq and is a predicted model, not a curated record. Bases 1 to 1146 code for a protein of 381 amino acids.
AUGCCAAAACCUUUCGCCAGCACGCCGUCUGCAUCGUUCGUUGUUCGGCGUGAGAAACGGCGACGUCAGAAAGUUGAUGGCCCAAGUGACAUUGAGCGGAGGCCUCGACGAGGCUUCAAGUUUAGCGAUAAGAAGGAUGAAAAUAUCAGUGAGAUUCAUGCUGAAGCCACACCUGUGGGAAAGAGAAAACCUGGAACACCCGCAAAGGACAAUAUGUUUGUGUUUCGCGUGCGAAAAGACGAUGACAAAGACGUGAGUAAGAAACACGGCGUGGAUGCCGCCGCCGUGUCCGCAGCGCUGCGGGCGAAGCAGGAAAAGGCUGCAAGGGCCGAAAUGCGACGACUGGUGAGGCAAAAAAAGCGGGAAGAGGUGUUGCGUGAGGAAUUAAAUGAGGAAGAGAUGAAGCGCAAAAAUCUGUCAACCGACCAAAUGUUACUCUACCACAUGGUGCAACGUCAGGUUAAGCGCGAGCUUCGCAAGGUGAGAAAAGAAUUUCUCACAUCAGCUGCGCGGCGAGACAUCAUGCAGCUUAGUGAGAUUAGUCUUCAAACGAUGAAGCAGGAGCUGAUUUCAUUUAUGGCUGAGCAUCAACCUGGAAACGUCGCGAUCAAAAUUGCAAAUCCGGAGAAUGCACGGAUGCGCGCUAUGAUUGAAACAUGUGAGCAGCGAAUGAAGAGCUUGGUGGAGGAAGAAAAGAUUUGGCUCGAAAUGAAGACCACACUUGAGGUGGAACGAUUGGCCAUCUCGGAUGGGGCAGCAAGUAAGGUAGUCUCCGAUACAAGUAAGGAUGUCUCAGAUACAAGUAAGGUAGUCUCCGAUACAAUUGCUGUUGUCGCGCAAGAGGAAGAUGGACCGGAAGACCAUGAGGAACAGGAAAUUUUGCCUUGCGAACUGAAAGUCUCACAAAGCCUCAAUGAUCUCCAACGGACGGCAUUACAACAGCUUAGCUCAACGACGAAAAAGCUAUCCCUGCUAAACACAUCAAUGCUGACCGUAAAUCGGUUGAUCGUGGAGGCUGAGAUAAAAAAGGCACAGCUCUUUAGUGUCUAUCACGAUAGCGCUUUUAAGGGAUAUGACAAUAUAGCGCAGCCUAAAGAAAGCGUUCGCGCGCUCUUAAAGCUUCCAGCGCGUGGCGGUGUGCCGUAG